AUGGGACGUCGAGGAUCCACACCGGCGCCUCCAGAGUACCAAGAGGAUGAAGGAGCACAAGGCGCCGGCUCCGGUCGCCUCCGUCGACGUAGCAAUAAUAUGUCUGGACUAAGGCAUGAAGAUGAUGAUGAUAUAACUGAGUUCUCCUCGAGCAGCGAUGGAAGUGAGAACACAUCGGAAGACGAUGUCGAAUUUCGGAGGCGGUUAGAGGCAAAAAAGGGGAAAGGGAAAGGUAAGCUACCACGUCGCAAAACAGCAGACGAUGGCACAAGUCCUUCUUGUUUAGGACGCGCCGAUGAAGACGGGAACCCCUCAGAAACUAGUAAUUUCUGCACACGAGAAGGAGAAGACGAGAUAGACGAUGCUCCCGCCGACCGGAAUGUUGAAGUUUGUACGUGGGAGGAGCAGGCAGAAGUAGCCCGGACGUUUCACAAACCCGAGCGCGGCCGUGCGGGUCCGUCGUACAGCGCGAGAUGGACAAAGGUGGGCAACAGCGUGUCUACCCUCACCGCGGAUGUUCCAGCGGCAACAUCGAAAUCGUCAGCAACAUAUAAAAAUGCAGCUCCACGGGAAGAAACCUUUGACCAGCACGGAGAAGCACCCGGCGUUGUUGGACCCUCUUCUGUAUUGCCUUCACGGCGAACAAGAAGAGGCGAGGAUGCUCUUGGCUGCGGGAAAAUUGCCGAAAGUCGUGCGGUCGUGUGCCAUGCCGGUGAGACUAGAGAUGAUCAAAACUUUCGUGAGCAUAGCGAUCGAUGCAGGAGGAAGGGGCAUGCUGUGGCGAAGCUCGAAGCGCAACCGUCGCUGAGUAGGAGAAUGAAGAAUCAUGACGCUGCGACCUGUUCGUUAACAUCAAAGCGGGGACGAAGUGACCGGCAACGAGAAGGCUUUCUUGAGGAUGAUUCUUGGAACCAGCAUCAAGAGCAGGUGCAGGCUAGCAGAGCGUGCGAUCUUGAGCAGACAAUAAGGGUUGGGAAGAAAAAGUCAUCUUCUCCUCCACCCGAUUAUCACAUGGAAGAAGAUGAGACGCCACUUGAACGAUAUUCUCAGAGCCCGACGUGGUUAAACAGGUCGCGUUGUGAUGAAGGAGAGUUUGACAGAGCUGCGUCUGAACAGAGUCCUCGACCAGCUCGGUUUUGCCGACUUCCCCUCAUUGGAGGCCCUGCGAUGCGUGGUUGAAACCGUGGCGUAAGGAGCUCAACAAUUGCCGCCUUUGAAGAAGAAAGCGCUUCGGGUUGCUUCUUUAUUGUUGUACUGCAUUUGUAGUUAUAGCCAUGAUUAGCUUAUGUAGUUCGAUUUUUUUCGACUGACUGCCUUUCGUUUAUAAUCGAUUUCUGGUGUUCGUGUUUUCCUGAAUUUCUCCUCACUGGAUUCUCCGGACAUCGGAUUCGACUCUUCACCCUUCCUGUCGCUACUUUGAAAGCAAAAAAUCUGAUGAAAAAUGCACCAUCUUGUUCGCUAGGUCUAGUAGAGUAGAAGUUGUUUUGCAAACAAUUGAAAAUGAUUGUGGCUUUGGGCCUAUUUUACUCGCACAAUAAUGAAUGUCAACGUGCUUGAUGCCUCGGCGCUCAAACUUUACUGGGUUACCGAAAUCGAAUUGAGAAGUUGACACCCACUAUACCAUACAUCGGCUGGAAUGGAAUUGCAGAAUUGUUCUUUUUGAUUCCUGCGCUUAUGAUAGAUACACAUAGUUGCAAAAUUGCCAAUUUGCCAACACUUUCGCAACGGUUUCUUUUUCUAACGAGCGAAGCGGUUCAUUUCUGGAAACGGACACCAUCCAUGACGUGCCUAAUUAGCGUGGUGACAUGACAGGCAUUGUUGUUUAUUGAUGCUCAUGUGUUUUCAGUCUUCAACAAGGAUAUAAUUCCUGGAGCAGAGGGUCUGAUCGGAUGUGUGCUCGACGUUGUCUUUGUCCUCUUUGAUGUUCCGCAUCAUCGUGCAAAUCCGAAGCUGUCGAAAUCUCCAUAGUUAUUCUCUCCGACCCGUCCCGGCCAAAAAAUCCGAGGCAUCGAAG
Molecule: messenger RNA, 2014 nt
Organism: Amoebophrya sp. A25
Lineage: Eukaryota; Dinophyceae; Syndiniales; Amoebophryaceae
Source: the annotation of a GenBank genome assembly